AUGGCCAAACCUGGACUCACGGUUCCUGCAAAAAUAAGAGAAAGCACUCGCUAUUAUCCUUACUUCAAGGAUUGCGUUGGCGCUAUCGACGGUACACACAUUCAUGCAAUGGUGCCUACUAAUGAUGCAUCAAGCUAUCGAAAUCAGAAAGGAUAUACAUCACAAAAUGUUCUUGCUGCUUGUAACUUUGAUCUAGAAUUCAUAUAUGUCCUUAGUGGAUGGGAAGGUACAGCUCACGAUUCAAAAGUAUUAAGUGAUGCUGUAGCGAGAAGUAAGAGCAAGCUACCUGUUCCCGAAGAAACCAGUAUUGGUCACGAAGAAAACAGUAAUGAGGAAAAUGGAGAUACGGGAACUCUCCAAUCUCAGCAAAAAGAUUAUGCUAAUAAUUGGAGAGACACAAUAGCUGCUAAUAUGUGGGCAGAGGCUACAGGAACAGGGAGCAUGCCGUGAAGUUCUUGAAGGUUUUUAAAUUUUUUUAAAUAUUGGUCUUUUCUUUGCUUG
This is a messenger RNA of Camelina sativa (false flax), 501 nucleotides long. The record is from RefSeq and is a predicted model, not a curated record. NCBI's taxonomy places the organism in Eukaryota, Viridiplantae, Streptophyta, Magnoliopsida, Brassicales, Brassicaceae.